Messenger RNA from Cokeromyces recurvatus, 2950 nucleotides. RefSeq lists its product as uncharacterized. Gene Ontology annotation, molecular function: protein heterodimerization activity. Lineage: Eukaryota; Fungi; Mucoromycota; Mucoromycetes; Mucorales; Mucoraceae. The record is from RefSeq and is a predicted model, not a curated record. Bases 114 to 2864 code for a protein of 916 amino acids. The transcript has 5 exons.
AAGUAUAACGAGUUAAAUGCUAUACUUGAUAUUUUGAUUGUAAUAAUAUCUAUAAACAUUAUACGUGAAAAAAGUUAUAAAUCUUUUUCUUUAUUAUUAUAAUAAUAAUUAAAAUGACUUCAGACGAACAUUAUAUAUGUCAAAGGGCUGCAAAUGCUAUUAUUUCUGAAAUAGGACCUUUUAGAGUAUCAACUGAUGCUUUACAAACUAUCAACCAAUUUUUAGACGAAUUUAUAGUACUUUUAUUGACUUGUUCACUUUCAUUAGACUUAUCACAGAUUAAAACUGCUAUUUUCAAUUUAUUACCAUCGACAUUAGGAAAGAAUGCUAUUGUAGAAGCUGAACUAGAGGUUAAAUCGUUUACAGAGAUAGAGUCCAUUGAUUACGAUCUGUAUGAACGUAUGCGUAAGUUGGAAGGUUCUCAGUUUCCUAUAGAAAAAGCCAUCCCUUUAUUAAGAGAGAAAUGUUUUCAGUAUUGUACAUUAGCAGAUAAGGAAGACCAAAUACAUUUACAAAGGAGAAUGAAACAUAAUAACGAUUCAGUUAUCGUCAUUUCACCGAUUGUAGCUAUAUAUGUCACAACAAUUAUAGAACAUGUAGCAGAAUAUCUGUUAACAGCUGUAGCAAUGACAGCAGAGCAUGAAGAUACUGAUUAUAUUCGAGUAAAAGAAGUGUUUUUGGCUUUGAUUGAUGAUAUUCAAUUAGGGCAUGUCUUCCAAAAAAUGAGUUUAAAAGAUAAAAUGGAGAAAAGAGCUGGAGUAUUCCAAAGUUAUAGAUCACCCUACUUAUCAUCAAUUAGCAGUAGAAAAAGUUAUACAACAACAGUUGAUAACGAAACUGAAUCUUUUCUCAAUAUUUCUUUUGACGAUCUUGAUUUGGACUAUCUUGAAGAUAAUUCACAAACAAGCACGUUAUCGGCAAAAAUACCCGACAUAACUAGACCCCAAUCUACCAUGUCACAUAAUACCGUUAAUAGUCGAAAAUCGACCUACCAUCUCUUUAAAAACAAUAGAAACUCAUUAGCUAAUAGUAAUGCAUCACCACGUGCGUCUGUCUAUGACCCAGAUUUACCUAUUAUGAAUUUUGAUGAUUUAAUCAAAUCAGGAGAAACUGUCAAAGUCUCGCUUACACCAAAUAGAUUAAAAUCCAUUGAAACUAAAGAUGAGCUUGUGGUUCCUGAACCAAAAUGGGAACGACGUUCAAUCUCAUCACAACGACUCUCUGAACAUAUUGUGUCAAGACCUUCUUCACCGCUUGCCCGACAUAAUACAAAUUCAAGUCAUAAUGUCAAAAGUAAACAAAGAGCUUCAAAAACAUCUUCUAUUUCUUCUUCUAUAGCUUCAAUAUCCAACAUAACUACUACAACGACCACUACUACAGCUUCUUCAUUAAGUAAUGGUUCUUUAGAUGAUUACCAUCAACAGUUAUCAAUUGAAGUUGCAAAAAUUAAUAUUCGAAACAAUGAAACACCUACUUCUCCCCUUAGUAAAAAAAGCUUUAUUGUUACAGAUUCUAAUCGAUUUGAAAACCCUCGUGAGGCACCGAAGCCACCGAUAACGCCACUUACAGCAUUAUCACCAAAAAGCAAGACAAUGAAUACCAUUAUAGAUACGACGCCAAAAAGCAUUUAUAAGCCGCUACCUUCUAGUUUGUCCAGUCCAACAACUACAGACAUUAAACAAAGUAAGGCUUUAUCAAAGAAUUCGAAAUCAACAAAUAGCUUGUCUCUUGUAGAGGAACCUACCUCUUCUAAUAAAAAGGCCUCUACAAUCAGUAUAAAAUCGCCCAAAAUAUCCCCCUUUAAACAUUCAAGGACAUCAUCUCCAGAACUGAACGUCCCACAAACAUCAAAGUCAAAUAAUUCGACUAAUACUUUUAAUACCAAUGGAAUGAUUAUUAGAAGAAGUAGUAUGAGUAGUAAAAAAAGCAGAGAAAGUUUACGCAAAUCAAAAGAAGAAGAAAUAAAGCGAGAGCCAUCUAAUGAACCACCUCUACCGUCAACAACAAAGAUUGCUAAAAAGCAUUAUAACGAAGAAAUGAUUAAAACUUUAACAGAUGAGCCACAAGAAUAUAUAACAGAGUUAAACACUACUUGUUCUAUUACUAGUAUUAAUAAUGCAGUUAAAACUGAUUUCAAUACAAGUCUAUUUGUAAGGUUAAAUGAUCACCAUCUAGAAGAUUACAAUACAGAUACAAUUGGCAUAAACAGGGUAUUCAAUAAUAUAGACAGUGGCAAUGGAUUGAUAACUCAAGAUAAAAUGAAUAAUAGCUUGUCUCCUGAAAGGCCUUCAAGUAUAGUUGCCAAACGUGUAUCCAUGCUUGGGAAUAAUCGACGUCAGUCAUUGCAUGAAAGUUAUGCAACAGAAAAAUAUAAUCAAGAUAACUUAUUGCAUCAACGAGUGAGUGCGUCUAUUAAGCAAUGGGAUGACAAGGUUGAGCAGCGAGAAACUACUGCUACGCCUGUCCCUCAUAGACGUUCUGUAUUAAGACAAUUACAGCUCAGGGAGCAAGAGGAGCAGCGUACUCAUGGUGUAUUGGACAAAGUAUUGAAAUUUGAACGUCGUGCUUCUUCUUUGGAUGAAUUUACCCGGAGGGAACGAUUUAUGUAUCUCCAGCAGGAUCCUUCGGUUAUUGAAAAAAAGUCAAGUAUCUUGACUACAGGUCAAAAACGACUCUACGUUAAACCACUCGUAUAUCGAGCCUUAGGGAUUGAUCAAACUACUCAAACUGAUUUCCCUGAUGAUACUAUUAUAGACAAGGAUGAAGAAAUUCAUGGUAAGGUUGAGGGCGAUGAAGAAUGGUUUUUACAAGAUUGGGAUGAUCAAGAAGAGGUUACCAUUGUGGAAUGGCUUCUUGGGGAAUAAAAUAAAUAGUCACACUUAUUGCUCUAGCCAAUAAGACACAAAUACAUCAUUUCUUAUUAAAUCUAUAAUAUUUUGGUUUUUUUUUA